AUGUUUACCGGAAUUGUGGAGCAUAUUGGAACUGUAGCUGAGUAUAAGGAAUUUGAUACAUCAGAGUCUGGUGGUAAUGGCGUCUCUGUAACUAUUUCUGAUGCUGCGCAAAUAUUAAAUGACUGUCACAUUGGCGAUUCAAUCGCAUGCAAUGGUAUAUGUUUGACAGUAACUGAAUUCGAUGCAGAUAGUUUCAAAGUAGGUUUAUCUCCUGAAACAGUUAACAGAACCGAGGUGUCAUCUUGGAACACAGGUACUAAGGUUAACUUAGAAAGGGCAGUCUCAGGUGAUGUAAGGUUUGGUGGGCAUUACGUGCAAGGCCAUGUUGACACAACUGCUAAAAUUGUAUCGAAAGAGAAAGAUGCUAACUCUCUCAUAUUUGGAUUUGCCUUGCGUGACAGGAGUUACGCAAGAUUUAUAGUCGAGAAAGGCUAUGUAGCUAUUGAUGGAGUUUCAUUGACAAUCACCAAAAUAGAUUCUGACGAUACAUUCUACAUUUCUAUGAUCGCCCAUACCCAGGAGCAUGUAGCAAUUCCUCUCAAGAAGAUUGGGGAUGAGGUUAACAUAGAAGUAGAUGUCACAGGGAAGAUGAUUGACAGGCAAAUACAGUCGCACCUUGAAGCGCAAAUUUCGAAUGAAAACUCACAGUUGGGUAAGAUGGUCUCCAGAAUAGUUGAGGCCAAGAUCAAAGAAUUAUCUAGAUGA
Eremothecium sinecaudum is the source of this 705-nucleotide messenger RNA. RefSeq names its product riboflavin synthase (gene RIB5). Lineage: Eukaryota; Fungi; Ascomycota; Saccharomycetes; Saccharomycetales; Saccharomycetaceae. Bases 1 to 705 code for a protein of 234 amino acids. Gene Ontology annotation, molecular function: riboflavin synthase activity. Gene Ontology annotation, biological process: riboflavin biosynthetic process. The record is from RefSeq and is a predicted model, not a curated record. The transcript has a single exon.